AUGCUAAGCCACGUGGGGUGUUCCCCGGGGACCAUCCUCACCUCCCUGAUGGAGACCUGCCCCAGCACCACCUCUGCCGGGGCAGGGUUGCUGUCCUUCAUCCUCGUGGCCGUGCUGAGCAGCCCGUCACUGCAGAAAUCCCUUCCUCUGGCAUACGGGGACCACGAGGGUCCCCAGGAGGGCACGGGCCUGAUCCAGUGCGGGGAGUACAGCAACCAAGUGCUGCCCAACGGACGCUGCAAGAUCGUGGCCACGCUGCCGCAGGGGGACGAGCAGAGGUGCCCGGACAUGUUUCGUUGCACUGAUGAAGUGUCCUACUGGCUCCAUGAGAAUGAGGAGAGGAAACAACAGGUCCUGGAGCUGCGGGAGCUGAUUUCGGAGCUGCAGGAAGAGCUGAGGAACCACCGGCACCGCAUCAAAGUCCUCGAGCUUCAGCACGAGGAGGCCGCCGGCCGGAACCACAGUUUGGCUCAGCGGGUGCAGGACCUGGAGCAUCGGUACAGCGAGGCCAGCACCCUGCAGCACAUCCAGGCCACGCUGCUCUACGACAUGCAGGCGCAGAUAAACAACAUCUCCGUCCUGACCGACUGGGCCUGGCGCAACCCCACCUGCCUGGGCCCUGCCGAGAUGAGGCUGCAGGAGGAGAUGCACCAUCCAGAGGUGAAGCACACCAGGAACUGCCCCAUUGACUGUGCUUCUGUCUACUACAAUGGACUCCGUCGGUCUGGGGUUUACAGCAUCAUGCCCUCAGUUGGAGGGAUGCCUAUUGAAGUGCUGUGUGAGAUGGACACUGAAGGUGGGGGCUGGACAGUCAUCCAGAGGCGCCAGGAUGGUUCAGUCGACUUCAAUCGGACCUGGAAUGAGUACAAGGAGGGCUUUGGGGACCUCAAUGGCGAGUUCUGGCUGGGCAAUGAGAAUAUCCACAAGAUGACAAGCCAAGGGGAUUACUCUCUGCGCAUCGACCUGGAGGACUGGAACAACAAGCACAAGCAUGCCUUCUACCAGGUCUUCAGCAUUGAAGACGAGGCAAACUAUUACCGCCUGCACGUGGAUGGGUUCAGCGGCACGGUGGAGGAUUCCUUUGCCUGGUACCACAACAAGAGGAGCUUCAGCACACCUGACUCAGGGAACAUCUGUGCUGAGAUUUCCCAUGGAGGCUGGUGGUACCACCAGUGCUUUUUCUCCAACCUCAAUGGGGUGUAUUACAAGGGCGGACGAUACUCCAUUAAAAACCGCAAGGUCCUGGGGCCAGAUGGUAUCGUGUGGUACUCCUGGAAGGACACAGACUACUACUCCCUGAGGAAAGUGGUCAUGAUGAUUCGGCCACGCACUUUCCGGCCCCACCUCUCCCCAUGA
This is a messenger RNA of Colius striatus (speckled mousebird), 1356 nucleotides long. Its product is annotated as angiopoietin-related protein 7. The coding region runs from base 1 to 1356 and encodes 451 amino acids. The record is from RefSeq and is a predicted model, not a curated record. The transcript is spliced from 6 exons. NCBI's taxonomy places the organism in Eukaryota, Metazoa, Chordata, Aves, Coliiformes, Coliidae.